AGUGAUCUGAUCGAUUUCGAAAGUGAGUGGAAGGAGGCGAGCGCCACAUUGGUAUCGCUGCUCAACCAGCGGAGUGUGAGCAAGAGGCAGUGGCAAGAGCUGUUUGUAACAGUGCAUCGCAUUUGUACGUGGGUCGAAGAUGGCAGCAAUCUGGUGGAGGAGGAGUUCCAGAAGGAAGUGCAUCGUUACGUUCUCGGUGCCAGCAACCGUAUCGGCAUACACGAGGAGGAUAAUGCUAUCUUGCGGGCCUAUGUCGUGGAAUGGGGCAAAUUCUGUGCGCAGGCUGAAUAUAUUCCCAAGCCGUUCUGCUACAUUCUGGAGCAUUUCCAUACGGCCACGAAACCCGCACCUUCAAUGCAAGAUACCGUCGAUUUAGUUUCACUGAAAAUGUUGAAUGACUGGAACGAGACGAUCUUUACGGGCAUGAAGGCCAAGUUGCAGAAUGCAGCGCUGCGUUUGAUUGAGGCGGAAAGGAACGGUGAAGAUUUUGAUCCUCAGCUUGUCAUUGGUGUUCGUCAGUCCUACGUUUCGCUGAGCUUGAUUAAUCACGAUAACUUGGCUGCCUACAAGGAUAAUUUCGAAAGAGCCUAUAUCGAUGAAACCGAGCAAUUUUAUAUGUCGCAUGCCCCGCAGCUUGCGGAGCGUUGCGUUGCUAUACUCGUUGUUCAGUUCCAAGAGCAGAUCCUUUCCGAAUGUCCUGCUCUCAUUAGUGAACGUCAGACCGAAAAAUUGCGGAUGUUGUAUCGGCUGAUUAAUAAGACCCCGGAUGGUAUCGACCCUAUUCUAAAAUAUUUGGAUGAAUUUAUUAAAGCAGAAGGCUUGAAUGAUAUGUUGGCCAAUGCGGAAACUAUCACCACAGACCCUGAAAAGUAUGUGGAGCAGCUGUUGACAAUGUUUUCAAAGUUCAGCCAACUUGUUCUAAAUGCAUUUUACGAUGAUCCACGCUGCUUGACUGCUCGAGACAAAGCUUUCCAGAGUGUUGUUAACGAUACUUCUGUUUUUAAACUGGAAAUUGCGAAUUCGAAAAUUAGAGGUGCGGGCCGAGUUCAGGCGGAGUCUCGAUGUCCAGAACUGCUGGCGAAUUACACAGAUCUGCUUUUGAGAAAAACUGGUCUUUCAAAGCGGCUCACUUCCGAAGAAAUUGAUACCAAAUUAAAUGAUGUCGUACGCUUUUCUUCAUUCUGA
Molecule: messenger RNA, 1185 nt
Organism: Gongylonema pulchrum
Lineage: Eukaryota; Metazoa; Nematoda; Chromadorea; Rhabditida; Gongylonematidae
Source: the annotation of a GenBank genome assembly